Belonocnema kinseyi is the source of this 3828-nucleotide messenger RNA. Its product is annotated as intracellular protein transport protein USO1-like. The transcript is spliced from 3 exons. NCBI's taxonomy places the organism in Eukaryota, Metazoa, Arthropoda, Insecta, Hymenoptera, Cynipidae. The record is from RefSeq and is a predicted model, not a curated record. Bases 141 to 3332 code for a protein of 1063 amino acids.
AGUAUGAUAAUGGUACUUCUUACGACAUUAUCGUCUCGAAAAGUUAGCAGAAACAACCAAAAAUGAUUCACGAAAAGUUUUGUGUUUGGAGCUCGGUUUUGAGUAUAGAUAAUUUUUUAUAAUUUUCAAUUUUGAGUAAUAUGGAUAAAAACGUUGAAAAACUACGUGAAUAUUUAUGCACGAUAAGAAAGGAAUUGACCUGUUAUCAAUGCAAAAAAAUCUGUAUUGAGCCAUGGAGAAUUAGUUGUGGACACAACUUCUGCAAAAAAUGCAUCCAAGAUUUGAGAAAUUUGGGCCGCAAUUGUCCAAGAUGCGUUCUACAACCAAUUACACGCCGAGGUGUUAGACAAAAUGAGGAAUUGGAAAAAGUGAUUAUUCAGUUUCACAACUUGGAAGACGCUUUUCAAGUUGACACGCAAUUCAAUGUUACCCAAGACGGGUUUGUACCUUCGCACAUUAUCUAUGGGUCAAAAAGUUUUGAGCACAGUCUCCCCAAGUCUCCGUUAAAUAAUAUAGGACCAACAUCGGGACCAGACUCUAACGUAGCGCAUGGGAGAAAAAACAGUGUUCCAGAAACUGAGUAUUUUCGAAGAUACAAGAGUUUGACUUUUAGGAAGGAUCGAAUUCUCAGUGACAAAUCGCCAACUAGGAAUAGUGAAAGAAAUUCUGUCGAAGAUGAAGUUGGUGGUUUUCAGGGUGAAGAAGAAGAUCUGAGUCUUUCCCAUCAUACAUCUGAGCAUAAGAGACUUCUUACUGAGGAGAAAGAAUUCAGAAAAGUAGCAGAUGAUGAGGAACAGGAACAGGGUAAUGAAGAGGAGCAGAAUGUUACAGAAGAACGAAGUCUUAGAUUUUCAACUUACGAACCUUCUCAAACGGAAUUUGAUGAAAGUCUUGGAAAAAAAAGUGAAGAGGAGCAGAAUGGAUCAGAAGUACGAAGCCUUAGACUUUCAAGUUACGAAACUUCCAGAAUUAAAUCUGAUGAAAGUCUAAAAGAACAAAAUGAAGAAGAGCAAACUGUUGUAGAAGAACAAAGUUUUAGACUUUCAAGUCAAGAAGCUUCUCGAAAUGAAUCUAAUGAAGGUCUUGAAGAACAAAGUGAAGAAGAACAGAAUGGAUCAGAAGUACGAAGCCUUAGACUUUCAAGUUAUGAAACUUCCCGAGUUGAAUCUGAUGAAAGUCUUAAAGGAAAAUAUGAAGAAGAGCAGAAUGUUGCAGAAGAACGAAGUCUUAGAUAUUCAACUCACGAACCUUCUCAAACGGAAUCUGAUGAAGACCCUGAAGAAAAAAAUGAAGAGUGCCAGAAUGUGAUAGUAGAGCGAAGUCUUAGACUUGCAAGUCACGAAACUUGCCGAGUUGAAUCUGAUGAAAGUCUUGAAGAACAAAAUCCAGAGGAACAAAAUAUUGCAAAAGAACGAAGCUUUACACUGUCAAGUCACGAAGCUUCUCGAAGUGAACCUGAUGGUCUUGAGAAACAAAAUGAAGAGGAGCAGAAUGGGUCAAAAGAAAGAAGUCUUAGCCCAUCAAGCCACGAAGCUUCUCGAACUAAAUCUGAUGGCCUUGAAAAACAAAAUCCAGAGGAACAAAAUAUUGCAAAAGAACGAAGCUUUACACUAUCAAGUCACGAAGCUUCUCGAAGUGAAUCUGAUGGUCUUGAGAAUCAAAAUGAAGAGAAGCAGAAUGGGUCAGAAGAACGAAAUUUCAGUCUGUCAAGUCACGAAGCUUCUCGAACUGAAUCUGAUAAAAUAAGUCUUGAAGAACAAAAUGAAGAGGGGCAAGGCUCACGUCAUGAAUCUGAUCAAGUUGAAUCUGACGAAGAUGAACAGACUGAUUUUCUAGAAGAAAGUCUGAGAUCUUCAAGUCACAUUUCUGAUGAAAUAGAACCCUACAAAGUAGAAGAAAUUUCAGUUAAAAAGGAUUUUUCUUCGGGCAAUGAACUUCACACACAAGCUAUGAAUAUAAAACCUCUAGAGAACUUUGAAAUAUCUGAUUCAAAUUUACAUAAGAGUAAAAGAUUUAAUCCAUUUCCUGGAUUGGCAAAAACUACUUCGCAGUCCAAUGUAGAAACUAAACCUCUCGAAGAAUCCAUAAUAUUUCUAGAAUCUGCAGUUGCUGAAAAGAAAUCUUCAAAUUUAAAUGAAACCGUUGUUCUAAUUUCUCCUCCUACGUUUAAUUCUCAAAAUUCCCACAAAAUAUUUGACAGGAAGCGAAUGACACUUGAUCGAGUUUUAACUCCUUCAAAGGCAGCUAAACUAAAGAAAAUUAGGAAAAGGGUGCUUUUUCUUUACUGUGGGAAACUAAAUCGUCAUUAUAAGUCCUUGGUGGAUAAAGAUAUUGUGACAAUAUUGUCACCAGGUGAGAUAAAAAGUAAUCUCGCAAAGAAGAGUCCGAUGAAUCGAAAUUUAUUAGAUUUCGGUUUCAAGAGAUUGAGAGGGAAUUUUAACCCGAAUUCUUCAAAGAUAAACGAGAAUUCGCUCUUGGGAAAAAGAAAAAUAUCUGUUUCAGAAGCAAAAAAUGUCGUCAAGAAUUUGACAUUGGAUAAAGGAACUCAGAAUUUAGAUGAUGUUUUUUUGAAUCACAGUGGUACAACCGAAGAUCUCAGUGAUUUUCGAAAUAAAUUGGAGAAUGAUUUGAAUAAACAAAAACCGUCUGGUAAUUCUAGAAAUAGAUCUAUUAUUUCUGAAUCUGAAUUGACGACUGAGAAGUUAAGCGCAAGACAGAUAAGAUUGGAAAAUCAAAAAGCUGGUAAGUUCCUGAAUUUAGAGUUCAACAAGAGAAACAGAGUAGAAGAACAAAAUCAGCUUAAGGCUCAGCUCUUUUCUUAUGAAAUGAAAACAGCCCAAAUUUUUCCACAGCUAUUCGUAAAUAUAAUUGAGGAUUCUGAUCAAAGACCAAUAGAGCAAUUAAGAGCUUCUUCUGAAGAUGAUAUGUGUGAAUCCUUCCAUAUCGAGAAAUUUUUGGCUUUUAAGAAAGAAAGCCAGGAUGCGUGUACUUUCGAAAAUAGAGGAGAUGAUCGCGUAGACGAAAAAUUAAUUUUCCUGUCGGACGGCUCACAAACUCCGAAGGAGUCAUUAUUUUUGCAGAAUAAAAAUGAACCAAGUGGAGUCAUCACCUUACUGGCUGAUGAUGAUGAUGAUGAUGAUGAUGAUGAUGAUGAUGAUGAUGAUGAUGAGGAUUCUUCAAAAACAGAGGAUUAUUUAGCGCUACCAGUAAAGCAGGAACAUUCAACCCUUUCGGAUGAAUCAGACACCAACAUAAAAACAUCACGAAGAGUUCGGCGUACAAAUGAUAAUUCUUUGGGCUGGAGGAUAAAAAAGAAGAUCGCUAAGAAAUAGGAUCACUGGAAUGAAAACAUUUUUUUUUAUGUAUGAAUUUUAAUCAUUAAUAUAGAACUUGAAUAUCUCAGGACAUUUCCUCAAAAAUUAGAAAAUAAAGAGUUGAAAUUUGAGAAUAAAAACCAUUUUUCUCAAUUAUACAUAAAUACUAAAUAAUUAGGUAUAUUUAAUAAAAUAAUUUGAUUUAUUGCAGAAGACUGAAAAGUUAGAUUGUGGAAACGCGUCUCUAAUAGAAUCUGGUCACAUUUCUGCAAAACAAUUAUGCACUUUAAUUUAGCACUUUUAAUUUAUAGCAAAUGUUAAGCGUUAAAAAUAUUUAACUUCUAUUGUUCAUGUAUAUUUUAAAUAUUUAAAUAAAUAACCUUCGUUUGGUGCCUUAGAAAGCACUAAAGAUGGAAGCUUCAAUCGUUUGUUAAUUAAGUUUUUGUUAUUUAAAAGUAACAGUGACCUUAAUUUUUUUGUAUUGAUAAUAAUAAAUUAUGUGUUUGUUACUCUU